UCAGGAAACAUCGGAAGCACCAGCAAGAUUGAAGGCCAAAACUGGCGCCAUGGCGAUAUCGAAGAUACACUCCUCACCAUCCUCACGGCACGCGCCAUGGGCGGCCGCAAGUUUAGCAAACUCGAUGUUAAGCGAAUCUACUUCGGGAACUGGCUCCGCGAUUACAGCCAGGCCGUAGACGUAGGCACUGUCAAGUACGUUUCUGCUGAAGCAAUUCGCCUUCUGCUUUGGAUCCUCGGCUUUUUAUCCUUCGGCUAUGGCACUCAAGAGUUUGAGGUUACCACGGAGAGGCUGGGUUGCUAUCGUCCAGAAGAGCAUAUUGACAACCCGAAGGACUACGCCGACAAUCUUGAUGCGAGGCAGUACGACCGCCGUUUGCGCGGUCCUGUCGAUGAGCGUCGCGAGCUCAGCAUUGACGAACGCACUGGCUUGAAACACUACAUUGCUAGUGAGGAUCAAGGCAUCACUACAUCUGCUGGCAUGGUCCGCACUUUGUUCCGCAAAUGCAUCGAGCUUGGUCGCCGCUACAAGCACAACAACGAUCAACGCGAUUACUAUGAAGCUCUCCGCCUGCUCGGAACUGCUUGUCACUGUCUGGAAGACUAUUCUGCCCACUCCAACUACACCGAAUUGGCUCUCAUUGAGCUUGGCGAGCGUGAUGUCUUCCCGCACGUCGGCCGUCGCACCCAGAUUGAGCUCAGAGGCGCUCGUCAUCCAGUCUACCCAAUCAUCACUGGCACUUUCGGUGGCGUCGACUUUUUGCACUCUGUCAUGGGCGAAUUCACCGACAAGGCGACCCAGUAUGAAUUGGACGAGCUGGAGGGCACUCUGGUCCAAUCUCAGAACGCCGAUACUUCGCUCUUGCAAGAUCUGCUUGACAAGCUCCCACCUGGCAUUCUCGGAGACAGCGAUCAGAAAGGCAAAGCGGAGCAGCUCAAAGUCAACGCUCAGGCAGAACAACUGCAGAACAUGCACAUCACGCCAAAGGAGCCAGAAGCCUUCACCCAACAGGUCGAGGAGAUUCAGACACAGAUCUAUCCCCUUUUCGAGUUCCAUGAUAACCUGAUGAAGAGCAUCAACGAAGCUAUCGACAAGAUUCCGGUUCUGCCAGACCUGAUAGAGCAGCUGCAGGACCAGGUUUCAAUCUUCGUAUUCUCUCUCAUGGCUCCAUUCGUGGUUCCGAUCGUCAAUCAGGUGAAGAAUGAACUACGAACCGGAAGCUCAGAGAUCAUCCAAUCCAGCAAGGCUCAGCAGCAUAACGUUUUCCAGGACGACAGCUGCACCGAUCCAACCCACAGUAUGCUUUCCAAGGAUCACUUUUCCAACAUCCUCAACGAGCCGGCUGGUAAGGUUGCUAGCCAGGUAUUGAAGUGGGUUGUGCCGCAGAUCGUUGCUUGCUGGGAUGACGAUAACAUCGACAUUCGCCGCACGAAUGACCGCAUCAUCAACGGAGUAUUUCACCAUCCAGCGCUCCGCGACUAUGGUGAGGACGGUGCGACUGAUGGUCGUCAUUUGAUGUUUCAAGUCGUUGAGCGCUGGUGGAGCGAGAAGUCCGACCGCGAGCGUGAUGAUCUUCGCGACAAGCUUUCAAGAGAUGGCGUUGAGCAAGGCUGGAACCACAAGGAAGGCGUACAAGAUCAUGGACAUGGUUGUGGCAAGCCUCUGGGCCUGCCAAACAUGAAGACAAGCCAAAGCUCCGGUGGCCUACCAAACGAGAUGCAAAGCCAUAUUAGCGACACAGUCGGUGAUGCUGUUGGCGGCGGGGCUCUCGGCUCCAUUGUCGGUGGACUCGCUGGCGCGGUUGGAGGUGGAUUGCUCGGUGGCGCCUUCAGCGGCGAGAAGGCCGAAAAGAAGAGA
Messenger RNA from Pseudocercospora fijiensis CIRAD86, 1857 nucleotides. RefSeq lists its product as uncharacterized. The transcript has 4 exons. The annotation marks the transcript as partial. Lineage: Eukaryota; Fungi; Ascomycota; Dothideomycetes; Mycosphaerellales; Mycosphaerellaceae. The record is from RefSeq and is a predicted model, not a curated record.